AUGGCGGAUCAUUCUACGGGAUUGAUCGUGGUUUCUUUCUUGGUAAGGGUAGCCUUUUUCCUAUACGGUAUUUACCAAGAUGCUAAUUAUAAAGUUAGAUACACAGAUAUCGAUUAUUUUGUGUUUCAUGAUGCUGCUGCUUACGUUCAUGAUUGCAUUAUGAACGGUGGAGAUGGAUCUCCAUAUCAGAGGGACACUUAUCGCUAUACACCUUUACUCAGUUGGCUCCUAGUCCCAAAUCACUAUUUUGAAUGGUUUCAUCUUGGAAAAAUGAUCUUCAUUGCCUUCGACUUACUUACCGGUAUGAUUAUCCAGAAGCUGCUGAAGAAAUGUUUUAAACCUAGAAGUAAUUUUCAAACAAUAUGUCUCAACAGUAUUUGGCUCUUAAAUCCAAUGGUGAUAACGAUUAGUACCAGAGGAAACGCUGAAAGUAUGAUAAGUUUUUUAGUAAUGGCUUCGUUAUAUCAAAUACAAAAAGGGAACCUGAUCGUAUCGGGAAUACUACAUGGGGUGGCUAUUCAUUUCAAAAUCUAUCCCAUCAUUUACUCUCUCCCCAUUGCAAUGUAUCUUUAUCAGGCCAAUAAAUCAGUUGGAUGGUUCAAGAAACUGUUUUUAUUUGGCGGUGCAACACUAUUUGCUCUUCUAGGUUCUAGUGCUUAUAUGUACAAGAUCUAUGGCAAUGAGUAUCUAGAGCACGCAUAUUGGUAUCAUUUAUAUAGGAUAGACCACAGACACAAUUUCUCACUAUGGAAUAUUCUCCUGUAUUACGACUCUGCCAGGCCUUCCAGUGCUUCACUGAUAUCAAAACUUGCAUUUUUACCGCAGUUGAUAAUUGUUGCAAUGGUAUCAUUCCUGCAAUACAUUCAACCAACAUUUGCGGGUCUAUUGAAUGUCUUAUUUGUUCAAACUUUCGCAUUUGUCACUUACAAUAAAGUUUGCACUUCGCAGUAUUUUGUUUGGUACUUAAUAUUUCUGCCGUUUUAUUUUGUAGAUAGCACAAUAAGCUGGAAAAGGGGUAUUUGUAUGGCUGUAGCUUGGAUUAGUACUCAGGCAUUCUGGCUGCUACAAGGUUAUCGAUUAGAAUUUGAGGGCAAAAAUGUUUUUUACCCACAAAUGUUCUGCGCAAGUGCAGCUUUCUUCCUUACAAAUACCUGGUUACUUGGUGAGUUCAUUCAUGAUAUUAAACGGAGACAGUACGUAGUUAGUGAAACGAAAAAGAGGAAUUAA
Molecule: messenger RNA, 1227 nt
Organism: Zygotorulaspora mrakii
Lineage: Eukaryota; Fungi; Ascomycota; Saccharomycetes; Saccharomycetales; Saccharomycetaceae
Gene: GPI14
Product: glycosylphosphatidylinositol-alpha 1,4 mannosyltransferase I
Exons: 1
Coding region: 1-1227 (408 amino acids)
Biological process (GO): GPI anchor biosynthetic process
Cellular component (GO): membrane; glycosylphosphatidylinositol-mannosyltransferase I complex
Molecular function (GO): GPI mannosyltransferase activity; alpha-1,4-mannosyltransferase activity
Source: RefSeq, a predicted model, not a curated record